Brienomyrus brachyistius is the source of this 7469-nucleotide messenger RNA. RefSeq names its product signal-induced proliferation-associated 1-like protein 2. Gene Ontology annotation, molecular function: protein binding; GTPase activator activity. Gene Ontology annotation, cellular component: cytoplasm; Golgi apparatus; plasma membrane. The transcript is spliced from 16 exons. NCBI's taxonomy places the organism in Eukaryota, Metazoa, Chordata, Actinopteri, Osteoglossiformes, Mormyridae. The record is from RefSeq and is a predicted model, not a curated record. The coding region runs from base 1667 to 5533 and encodes 1288 amino acids. Gene Ontology annotation, biological process: establishment of epithelial cell polarity; activation of GTPase activity; regulation of small GTPase mediated signal transduction.
UGCAAUCAAAUGGCAACUAAAAAUGGCAAAAAUCUCGUAUUUCGUUUGGUUACUUAUGGUUAAGCUUAAGGCUGGGUAGGGGUUUGCCCAUAGAAGUGAAUGUUGGGUCCCAAAAUAGAUGUGAGUAUAUAGGUCUGUCUCUAUCUCUCUCUGUAUGUGAAUUAUGUUUAUAUUACAUUGUGGGGACCACAUCGGCUAGGACAGGUAUGAACGAAAACAAACGGGUUUUUUUUACCCUCCUGCAUAGUUGAUGCCCAGUCACUAGGCUGGUUAAUUGCUGUUAAGCAAAGGGUUGUUAUGUAGCCUAAGUCUUACUAUCCCAUAAAUCGGCAGGACACACGGGAAAACGAAUUGAAUACAUUGAAUACACAAACCCCUUUUUGUUUUAUUUUGCGUUCGUUUUUAUUCUGAUUUUUCCUUCUGUUUUAACUGUUUUCUUUCCCCUGGAAGGCCAAUACACACAUACAACAAUCACUAAUAACUAGCAAUUAAAAAACAGACGUAUCCAGUGACAUAAACCACCGUGUGAGCAAUCGAGUGACAUAGAGAGGCGGGCUGUUCGUACGCUGCUGGUUGAAGGCGGUACCGUAGAGAUGUUAAGGGCACGGAGCGGAUCAAGUCCGGUAGUAGGGUCCUUUGUGCAGUUACCCUGGUUUACUAUAGAAAAUAAUAAGAAAUUCCGGCCGUGAAUACGGGGAGGAGAAAGUCGCAAAAUGCACGUUAUGAUUCUAAACAUCGACAUGUAAGCACAAAUGCAAAGCCCUUACAAGCACAAACAGACACGGGCACGCCGGCUAGGGUUGCGGCAAAAACAAAUGAAUUCCUCGGAUUGUGCUUCACCGAGAAACAAAACAAAAAAAGGAGCAUCUCGCACAAGAUGAGGAAGAGAAACUGCGGCGCGGUCAGGCUACAUCCUGCCACGGCCGGCGGGGCGGCGGCUGGUAGUGACACCGCCUGGCGCUUCACAGACGGCGCAAUGAAAACCCGAAGAGAUCCCCUAGGAGACACGGAGUAAAAAGUUGCAGAGGAUGGGACCGAGAGGCUGAUGAGGGUCCCCUGUUUGUCAGGAGAGGAGCAUUGGUACAGCCCCAGUCUUUCCCAUUGAAUUGGCUCGCUCCCUGCAGCUAGCUUGCCAGCUAUAUCAAAUUUGCCUGCCCUCUUUACAAUGGGCAGGUUGGCAAAGUUGCAGGGGUCUUGCGAGGAGCAGCCAAUCCAUAAUGUCAGGAAUAGAGACAUUAGUUUUGUAGCAAAUCAGCACACCAAAUAAACAUGGAACCAGGCUCAAUUUCUGGGUGUCCUAUACUGUCCAUGAUGGGAUGCCAUGUUUCCAUUCCUCCUCGCUCUUGAGGAUGAACUGACGAUUUAAUCUGCCCCAAGGAUCUUCCCAUUGUCUUCCCCCACGGAAGGCUUAUUGGAAAGUUACCUGAAUUGUGAAACUUGCAAAGAACGUCGUUCUGAUUGGCUGUGAAGAAGUAGGCCUGGUUUUCUGGUACAUAAGCUAAGGCUUUGCAUAGCCAGUGUCAUACUGUUUGUUAGUCAGCAUAUGUGUGUGAGUGUGUGUCCAUUCCCAUCUCUUAACACGGCCUACCUUGAAGCGAGUAGAAAGUGAAAAGGAGCACGCCAGGGAUAAGCUUGAAAGCAGUUCACAAGCAAGGCUGAAGCAAUCAUGCAGUCGGACGACCUCUUCAUCCGCAAGUUCCGCCGGCAGAGUCCUCGGCCCCCCGUAGCAUCGGUCAGCUUCGACCCCAAGCGUGACAGCGGUGUUCGGACACGGAUAGCUGAGUGGCCUCCCAGAAAGGACGAGGAUGCGCCGGAAGGAGAGAGCCUGACAACUUGCCGGGUUGGGUUGAACCUGCGAGCCUUGGGCCGGGGUCACAUCAUGCAGAGGAGCAACAGUGACGUCACGCUCGGGGAUCUGGACUCCUCAGCUAAAGGGGCAGGGAAGGUAGCCAGAACAGGAGCUGAAAAGGCUGGGUCAGGAGACGCCAGGGUACUGGGGGACCCUGGGAUGGCUCUGCACAGGGAGUAUGGCAGCCUCUCAUCCCUGGAGCGGCAGACACAAGCCCAAGCACCCAGCAGUGAGGAUCAAGGUCCACUUAGCCCCUCUUCUCUACACUUCAAGGACCCUUUCCUUCUGCUCGGGCUGCAGAAUUCUGCCCCGGAUCCAGAAGGCUUUUUCCGGGGGCUUUCCACCCCUGCUGUGGUGGACACUACAAAACCGGUCAAGCCUCCUAAGCCGGAGGUGCAAAGCAAGAAGUCUAAACCCACCCCUCCUCUGAUCCCCCAGCCAGUUCCUGUUGACAACCUGGGAGGAGGUGCUUGGGUGCGCAACUUUGCGCACUAUGAUGUGCAGAGCAUCCUGUUUGACCUGCAGGAAGUGGCGUCAAGCAGAGACAGCAUCGGCCGCAAAAAGAACAUCACUUCAGGGGCUUCAGCAGCCUCCCAGUUGCGACCCCCAACCCUCGGGGGCCCUCCCUCACCUUCUCUGGGAGGGAGUGGAACUGGCAGCGCCGAUGACCCUGAGCAGUUGCUGCUGCCACUGGAUGAGGGCGACGGCAAUGGCAAUGACCUGCUCCUCAGCUGUCCGCACUUCCGGAACGAGAUGGGUGGUGAGGAACGGGCAGGGCUUGGACGGGCACGGGAGCCGGGGGGACUGCGGCCAAGCCUGCAGUGCCCCAACGAUGCCGUCUCUGUCCUGGAAGAGCCUAAGGAGAGCCAUGUGCAACAACAGGGCAAGAGCAACUUCUUCAUUGAGUUUGCUGACCUGGGAGCCCACUAUUACCGCAAGUACUUCUACAUGAAAGACCACCAGAAUUUCUUUGGCAUGGAUGACCGCCUUGGACCGGUGGCCAUCAGUUUCCGCCGGGAGGAGAAAGAAGGUUCCAGUGGUGCCCAGUAUAACUACAGGAUCAUCUUUCGUACCACAGAGCUGAAGACCCUCAGGGGAUCUGUCCUGGAGGAAUCGGUGCCCUCGGCUGCCCGCCACACCACCCCCCGUGGCCUCUCCCCCAAGCGACUGCUGGAGCACAUUAUCCCAGAGCUGAACCUGCAUUGUCUGCGGCUGGCCUCCACCUCACCCAAGGUCCGGGACACCCUGCUGAAGCUGGACGAGCAGGGGCUGAAUUUCCAGAGGAAGGUUGGGGUGAUGUACUGCCGGGCCAGCCAAAGCUCAGAGGAAGACAUGUACAACAACGAGAACGCUGGACCCGCCUUCGAGGAGUUCCUGGACCUGCUGGGCGAGCGUGUUCGUCUGCGGGGCUUCGAGAAAUACCGGGCUCAGCUUGACACCAAGACGGACUCCACGGGCACCCAUUCCCUGUACACCCGGUACCAGGACUAUGAGAUCAUGUUCCACGUGUCCACCAUGCUCCCGUACACAGCCAACAACACCCAGCAGCUACUGAGGAAGAGGCACAUCGGCAACGACAUUGUGACCAUCGUCUUCCAGGAGCCCGGCGCCUUGCCCUUCACACCCAGAGCCAUUCGAUCCCACUUCCAGCAUGUGUUCAUCGUCGUCCAGGUCCACCACCCAUGUAGUGACCGCACCUACUAUAGGGUGGCCGUGACACGCUCCAAGGACAUUCCGCUGUUUGGGCCGCUGUUCCCUAAGGGGGCACGCUUCCCUCGCUCCACGGCAUUCCGGGACUUCCUGCUGGCCAAGGCCGUGAAUGCGGAAAACGCUGCUGAGAAGUCCGAGAAGUUCCGCUCCAUGGCCAUGCGUACACGGCAGGAGUACUUGAAGGACCUGGCAGAGAACUACGUCACCACCACGCCCAUCGACUCCUCCACCAAGUUCCCCUUGCUCUCGCUAGGUGGCAAGCGCAAGGACAAGCUGAAGGGAGCGAAAGGGGCGGAGCUGCACAGUGCCGGGGCCCUGGUGUGGGCAGUGACAGCACAGGGAGACGGCAUCCUUGGGCAGAGCUUGCCCUGUCUGCUGGGCGUGUCCGCUGAGUCAGUGGUGCUAAUUGAGAGGUGUACCCGAAGGGUGGUCUUCAACUGCUGCUGCCGUGACGUGAUUGGCUGGAAGGCAAUGAUGGAUGGCAGCGGUAGGGGCGGGGCUAGUCUGGAUAUCUUCUACGAGAGGGGGGAAGUUGUGUCGGUCAGCGUCCCCGAGAGCCAAACAGAGGACAUUCGGGAGGUGGUGCAGAGGCUUGAGAUAGUGACCAGAGGCUGCGAGGCGAGGGAGGUGAUGCCGCUGCGUGAUGGAGCGGGGCAGCCCGGCUUCUCUCUGAGCGAGGAAGGCUUUGUGACGGACCUCCAACGGUUUGGCUACGCCGACAGCGGGGGCCUGCAGCUGGCCGACCGGGUGGUGCGGCUGUGUGGCCAGCCGCUGGUGACUCUGGAGGCAGAGGCCAGGGCGUGUCUGCUGCGCUCUGCCCCCAAAAUCCAGCUCACUGUCAUCCCGCCGGAUGAGAACGGCAAGCCGCGCAGGAGCUUCUCCGAGCUGUAUCAAAAGGCCAUCCAGGAUGCAGAGCGGAAGGCGGGGGAGGAGCCGACUGGGGAGGCCUGGGUGCUGGACGAGAGGGAGGAUGAAGAGGAGGAGCAGGAGCAGGAGGAGGAAGUGGUGGAGCGUGAGAAAGGGGGUGCGGAGCCUUAUGAAGGCAGGGAGGACCCACCUGUGUCAACGGCGCCAGAGGAUGGACAGCCGGGAUCCCGACCAUCCUCUCCAAGCCUCCCCCUUGUACAGGCCACCUCGCCCCAGGACCAGCCCACCACCGAGACCCUGGAAGUCAGUACCUCCCCACCGUCACGCAGCUGCUCCCAGGAGAGGCACGGCACUUACCAGGACUCUGGUGAUGGGCCAAUGAGCGAAGACGUGGACAUGGGGGCGGAUGAGCCGGCCUAUGAGAAAGUCACGGAGCUACGUGACGCCACGCCCGACCUCAUUUUGGCGGCCAAACCCAAGGUGCCACUAGACAGCCAGGAGCAGCAGAUGCAGUCUAUAGGGCUGGAAGAUCUACCCUCGUCCAGCGACCCCUCCCAGUCCCCAGGAGUGCUCACUGGCCCAGAUAGAGCCGACCGCAACUCCCGGGCCCUAAGCCUUCACAACUCCAUCACCAAGAUCCUGUCGGAGACGAGUGAAACCUCUGGGAAAGACUGGCAGUCCAUUGCGGAUUUGGCCACAGCCUGUCGGAACAUCCUGGAGGCCUUGUCCCGAGAAGAUCGUAAAACAGACGGCCCAGGGUCUGCGGAGGGCGCUAAUGUUCCGGGACAGAUGGAGGCUAAGCUGAGAGACAUCAAGGAGAGCAGCGAUUCCCCAGGACAUCUGGAGGAAAAGGUCUCCCAGCUAGAAGCCAUGCUGAAGAGACUUCAAGAAGACCUGCAGAAGGUAACAGGCUUCGUGGUUCUUCAGCCUCAGGAUGGGGGACUGUUGACGAGAUUUUUUAUGGAGAAGGAGGACAAGGCGGUCCUCCAGGCGGAGGUGCAGAGCCUCCGGCAAAACAACCAGCGGCUGCAGGAGGAGUCCCAGAGUACAGUGGCUCGGCUCAUCAAGGUGACGGAGCUUCUGUGCAGCGUCAACAAGCCUUGCUAGCUCCUCCCGCAGCUCCACCAGCGCAUCGUGCAUCCCUUACCCCCCCAGCACCCACCCCAAAAGACUGUUGACCCUUGACCCAUGUCCGCUAACCCUCUCCUCUGAUUGGCUGGCUCUGCCUGACCACGGUAUGCAUACCCACCUUCUUUCAAAAAUGGACUCCAAUAUUGCAGGACUGAGGAUCCCUACAAUGGGGAUGCAUUUGUGUGUGUGUGUGCGCGUGUGUCUGUGUGUGUGCGUGUGUGCGCACGUGCAUGAAUGUAGGUAUAUUUCCCAACUUCAACUUUGUCGGCAAGUUGGGCUAAAUAGCAAAAUGCAGAGUUUGUAGCUUUUAUGUAUAUGGUGAGAGCAUUUAUGGGAUAGCAAUAUGUUUGGUGGUUAUUUUGAAAUGUAUAUCAGAUUAACUUAAAGUCUAUACAUUUUUUUUAUAUAUAUCUGCUUCCUACAACUGGAUCAAAAGUCCUCAGUAUAUCUCCUGCAUUAGCAAUAGAACCACAUCAGAGCACAGCUGUCUGAUUCCCCUCGCGGGAUCCCUUCUGCUGUGGUAUCGGCGGGUUUCUGUUCCACUCUAUGCAAAUCUCCCCCGAGCUGAGUCUGACCUCCUGCCCGGAAUCCUGAGCAAAAGCACGUCGGACAGAUUAAAUUAUGUCGUUAGGACAUCCUCCGCUUCACGCUGGCCCUGCGAUGGUUUAGCACAUGAACCCCUGUUUCCUUGCAUAUACCUUUAUAUAUCUGGCUGGUAAUUUUUUUGUUUUCAAUGUCAUACAAAAAAAGGGAGUGGACCCAAGCGUGUGCCGGGUCUGUAUACUGGUGUCACUCCCUGGAAGUCAAUGUGACGUUGUCACGGAUUCACUCACGGACGUGGAAGGGUAUGUGCGCUGAGAAUGGCGGACGGCACUUAGGAUUUUUGCAGCCACGACAGUAGAGAGAGAGUCUGCCUCCUGCUGGUCACAUCUGUGAACGGACAAAGAUCACAAAAAGCAGACCCAAGACCGCUGUCCAAGUCAAGUGGGCUUUACAGUGGCACAAAACAGUGCUACCACAGUACCACAUACAACAGCAAUGACGAGGGGAGAGUUUUCAUGCUACCUUAAGUUAUUGGUUUAAUUCCUUCUGGAAGGCUCUGGUCAUGCCAGUGACCGUUCCCAGGCGGGAAAGACCGUAUUCACAACGAACGGCGGCCAUAUUGGUUCUAACCUACCAAAUUAUGGCUCUGUUGCUAACACACCGCGCCAAACCAGGCUACCACGAGUGCUGAGAAGAACUUGUUCACGGCAUCCUAGUCUGAGACCCAAGAUGGGUCAGAUCUAAAGAACCGAACAGAAGGAAGGACUCGUUUUCCCUCGGUGAUGGACUUUUAUGGGACUCGUUUGUGUGAUAAAGUGGGUAUAUAACUAAGUAGAUAACCAAGUCAGUGUUUAAAAGUUAAGCUCAAUUACCUCAUCAGGUGAGAGUUCAGCUUCAAGGCUCCCAUCUGUCUGACACGGCGUGGGUUUAGGGGCGGACUGCAUCCUCCCCCUGAAUCUCCGCCGGCUGGCGAGGAAGACGUCACCCUACUGACCUCCAGAAUCAUGGCACCUCGGAAUCCGUGUUCCUCCCUUUGACAGGAAUCCCCCGCUUUCUGCUGCCGGAUGAGCAAACGGAGGGCGGUAAAAGAGUGGGCCACUCGAGAGACCGUCCUCUUUGUUACCUCGGGGAAGCACGGCCAAGAAUCGAUGGGACAAAACCACCCUCCUCUAAACCCUCAAACCGCACGUACGGUGCCAUGGGGCCGCAUACGCCAAAAUUCAGGGCUUGGGUGGAGGAGACAGUGACAACAUUAUUAAUUGAGAAUCUGAGAUUAAUAUAAUGAAAGGUUCUGGACUUCUUUCUGCAGGCAAUGGAGAUGACUCUGUUGGAGUUGGAUGCACUGUAAAAACACGGGGGGGGGGGGGGG